AGGGGGGGGAGGAGGAGGGGGGGAGAGAGAUUUGUGAAUGAAUGUGCAGAUCUGCACGCCAAAGUGCAACCCAAAAUUUAAAUAAAUAAAAAUUGUGAGGCGGUGACGUUUGCAGCCUUCAAUGCUGCGAAGAGGCAGCAGAUGCUUAUCGGCCGGCCGCCUCUGCCAGUGGUGCUCGGUGCAAAUCAUGGACGGGUUGUGCUGGGUGAUGCGUGAGGAGGAGAUGAAGCGAGGAGCCCGCUUGUGAGCUGCAUGCCACGGGAGUGGAGGUGACUUGAUGCGGAGAAGAGUAGCGCGUCUUCUGCCUCCUUAUCCUCAUCGUCCGUUCUUAUCUGGGAGCACAUCUGGCUCCACUCUAGGGAGGUGGCGUGAGGGCUGGGGUAAGGCAGGUUUGGGUCAGGAGAAAAGAGAGAGGACGGUGAAGAGUUGAAGAGGAGGAGGAGGAGAGAGGUGGCGGUGGUGAGGGGGGGUGGGGCCGCAGCACACGGGAGAGAUCGUUCCGUAUCAGGACUGUUUUAUUAGUGGGUGUGUAUGCAUGAGUUCUGCAUCGUACGGGCGCAAAAACCGCCCCAGACCGGCCGGGUCCAUCUUUCAGAUCGGCAAGCCCCUCUACCGAGACCCCCAGCGGCGGGAGAGCACCGAGAGCAGCCGCAGAGCCCUGCGCGCCGUGGUCGACUGCAGGAUGAUCGUGCAAGAGUUCAACACAUUGGUGGCGCUGUACCGAGAGCUGGUCAUUUCCAUUGGCGAGAUCACCGUCGACUGUCCCAACUUGAGGGCCGACAUGCUGAGGACUCGAACCAAAGGCUGCGAGAUAGCCAGGGCCGCACAUCACAGUCUCACAUUGAUUGCAGGGCCAGAGGAUGGCGAGAUUCACCCAGAGAUCUGUCGGCUCUUCAUCCAGCUCCAGUGCUGCUUGGAGAUGUACAUCACUGAGAUGCUCAAGUCAUUCUGCUUGCUGGGCUCCCUGCAGCUCCACAGAAAAGGCAAAGAUCCCUGUAGCCUUCCGUCAGUGGACAGAAAAGCCGACAAAAGCUCAGACGUCCCCAUCCUUGAGGACACCUCCUCCUCGCCCACCGACGGCCCCCCACCCGCAUGGCUGGUGGCCACGGACAUAGAAAACAUUGAAAAGGACAUGAGAGAAAUGAAGAACCUUCUCACUAAACUCAGGGAGACGAUGCCUUUACCACUAAAGAACCAAGACGACAGCAGUUUGCUGAACCUGUCUCCCUACCCGCUAAUCCAACAAAGGAAGAGACGCUUCUUUGGCCUCUGUUGCUUGGUAACCAGUUGAGGUAUCAACAACAACAAUAUCAAAAGACAACAUUGCCCUGUUCUGUCCUCCACUACUCUACUACUGCCAUUUUCAAACAAACAAAAUACUAGCAAGGCUGCCUAUUUUGGGGAUUUGUUUUGUUUCGUUUUGUUCUACAUGGAAUAAAUUGCAAUAUGUUGCCAUGGUUUUGAGGUCAAUGAAGUUGAGCCUGUAGUCCAUUGUUUAAUGUAAAAGACAAAACUCGUCCAUGGGCAAAACACCUAUAAUUUUAUUAUUAUGAAUUUUUUAACCCUCCCGUUAUGUCCUUUUUUAUAACUUUCAAAGGGAGCCACUGCAUGUUUAGGCAUUAAACAAAAUGCAAAAAAUGUUUAAUUAAAAGAAAUGAACAAAAAUACUGCUGUAGACCCAUUUUUGUUUUCUUUUUUUAUUUAGUCUUCCAUGAAAGGUAAACGUCUAUCAUAACUUUACAACUUCUAAGCGCAAUAUACUGUUUGAUACAACAGAGAAUUUUCUUUACACACACGCACACGCAUGUAGACUUGUACAUCCAGUUAUUUAUCCUGCCCUCUUAGUAAAUUCGCCUGUUUUUAGUUGGUGGAGCACUGGUAAGCACGUCCGUCUGACAGUGUAAAGGUGCUGGGUUCGAUUCCUGCUGUGGGCCUCCAGUGUCUUUGAAUGAAUGCUUGUUUGUCUAUGUGUGCCCUGCAAUUGGCUGGCAUGGCGCCACCUUGUGGACGAUGGUUGUUAUAUUUCCGGCCCAUUGGACGUACAGUUCGGUACAUGAGGAUGAUGUAGAUCAUUUUACAUUAUCAAUAAAACCUUUUUUUUAAUGAAAA
Syngnathus acus (greater pipefish) is the source of this 2109-nucleotide messenger RNA. It is a transcript of the gene rgs7bpa, whose product is annotated as regulator of G protein signaling 7 binding protein a. NCBI's taxonomy places the organism in Eukaryota, Metazoa, Chordata, Actinopteri, Syngnathiformes, Syngnathidae. The record is from RefSeq and is a predicted model, not a curated record. The transcript has 6 exons. The coding region runs from base 536 to 1291 and encodes 251 amino acids. Gene Ontology annotation, biological process: G protein-coupled receptor signaling pathway. Gene Ontology annotation, cellular component: neuron projection; postsynapse; nucleus.